CUUGGGCCACGUAAGGGCCCCACGGAGUUCAGCUUCCAGCCCGACUGCUGCCUGCGUCCGACUGAGCCUGAGUCUGAAUUCAGACCUCCCAACCUUGACACUCAGCUAUCUUAAUAGCCACGGCGGGCAGGACUGAGCAAAGGGCCCAGAGAAGACCCUGGUCCUCUCUUCCUCCAUCCUUCCAUCCCCUAGGGCUCAGAGCCCCGAGACGUGAACAGGCUACUCUCUUCACCGGCCCCGGGCUAGAGGCACAGACUGCCCAAAGCAGCAGCAGUCAACCGGGACGCUUCCUGCUCGCCCCCAACCCCCAGCUUGGGCUGUCAGCGAAGCGCGGCUUCCCCGCUCCGCCUGCCCUCGGGCACCACACACACCAUGGGCCCCAGCGGAAUCCGCAACUUCCAACUGGAACUGAGGCCCGGCGCCUAUCACGGUGGGGAGCAGCUGAAUGGCCUCUUGGUGUUGGAGCUGAGCCGACCCCUGCGAGUGAAGGGCCUGGACGUGGCAGCCAGGGGGGCCGCCGCCGUGCACUGGCUGGACAGCCGCAGCGUGGGCGUGAACGCCGUGUACAAUGACUACGCGGCCUUCCAGAGCUUCCUGCGAAGUCGUAGACAGCUGCUUCCCCGAGACUCUGGGGACACUACUACCUUACAGCCGGGAAGGCACGAGUUCCCCUUCAGCUUCCAGUUGCCCACGACUUUGGUGACCUCAUUUGAAGGGAAGCAUGGGAGUGUUCGAUACUGUGUGAAAGCCAAGCUCCAUAGACCCUGGGGCACAGCCAAACGGGCCAGAAAAGAGUUCACAGUGAUUGAGCCCAUCGACAUCAACACUCCUGCCCUGCUGGAGCCUCAGGCAGGUGUGAAAGAAAAGAUGGCCCGGGCCUGGUACUGCAAUCGAGGCCCAGUUUCCAUCACAGCCAAGAUUGAUAGGAAAGGCUAUACCCCAGGUGAGGUCAUCCCUGUCUUUGCCGAGAUAGACAAUGGCACUAGCAGGCCAGUUGUGCCCAAGGCUGCCAUUAUCCAGACCCAGACCUUUGUCGCCCGUGGGGCCCGGAAGGAGAAGAGAUCGGUGGUGGCGAGCAUUGUGGGGGAGCCCAUCGCCGCAGGGAAACGGGAGCUGUGGCAAGGGCGGGCACUGAAGAUUCCUCCCGUGGGACCUUCCAUUCUGCAGUGCCGAAUCCUCCAUGUGGAUUAUUCUCUCAAGGUCUGUGUGGACAUCCCAGGCACAUCCAAGCUGCUCCUGGAGCUGCCCCUUGUCAUUGGAACCAUCCCACUGCACCCAUUUGGCAGCCGGACGUCCAGCGUGGGUAGCCAGUACAGCGUCAACCUGGAUUGGCUGCACAUGGCCAUCUCUGAGCAGCCCGAAGCUCCCCCAGAGUACUCUGAGGUGGUGUCUGAGGAGACAGGCCCAAGCCUCUCGCCACCGCCCCAAGAGGCCAGGAGCAGCCAGGCCCCGGAGGGCCCCUUCUUUGCCUACAUCCAGGAGUUCCGCUACCGUCCACCUCCCCUGUACUCUGAGGUGGAUCCAAACCCUCCCUUGCAGACCAUUCGUCGGCGAUGCAUGACGUGUUGAAGCCCGGAGGCAGUGGCUUUGAUUCUGAUCAGGACCAGCUCCUGGGAUCCAAUAAAGGGCUUCCCAGCUGGAAAGAGGCCAAGGAGCCCCACUGAUCCGCCCUGCAGGAGAGCAGGCAGCUUGAAGGCGCUCCUGGGCUUUGGUGGCGAUGGCAGGGGCGUGGGGAGUCUGCUUACCAUGACUUUAGGACUCAGCUGCUGAGUCCCCCUUUUCUCCGGCCCCAAGUUGCUUUUGGGUGAAGAUGGUCCCUGAUGGGAGGCCAUUUUGUUCUUUCUGGAGACAACUCUAAACUUCUUUGGCUUGGAAAUGGGAGAGUGUUUGAAGAUUGCAGAGGUGAAGCCCCUUGAGAGGCUCAAAGAGAAGCUAUGACUUGGCCACACACGGGAGAGCCACCCCUAAGAACCGGGCCCUCUCAUCCCCUGGCUGGGGUGCUUGCCUACACACUGCCUCAUUUUGGACCGAGAAGAAGGCGAUCCCUUUCCCAACCAGACACCUGAGAGUCGAUGGGCCAAGGCAGCAGGAGCUUAUGGGGCUGGCCGUACAAGCUGGGCCUGGGGAAGGGGGAUGGAUGGAGUUAGGGGUAAAUGAAGGGGCAGAGCUUUAUGAGGGAUGGCCCAUGGGUGCUAAGAGUGGGCAUAGCCGUGGGCUGGAUGGCCCUUCUGAAGCUGGUACUAAAGCUGGGAGGGACCACGGGGGCUCUGGUCCACAGAUGCCCCCCACCUGGGCCUCUGGCAAGGGAAGCCUUCCCCUUCCAGAGCCCACCACAGUGCCCAGCUCAAAGCUAGGCAACGAAUGCUAGGCUAGCUCCUUCUUUUCAUGAGCAAAUAUCGGCUUGGCCUUCACUGCAAACAUGCUGAUCAGCACUGUGGUUUUGAUAAAAUCGAAGAACAUUCAGGGAGGCUUCUCUUUUUGUACAGCUUUUUGUUUGAAAAAAAUUAAAUAAAAGUGAAUACCGUGCUUUCUACUGA
Vombatus ursinus (common wombat) is the source of this 2537-nucleotide messenger RNA. RefSeq names its product arrestin domain containing 2 (gene ARRDC2). Gene Ontology annotation, cellular component: plasma membrane; cytoplasm. NCBI's taxonomy places the organism in Eukaryota, Metazoa, Chordata, Mammalia, Diprotodontia, Vombatidae. The transcript is spliced from 8 exons. The record is from RefSeq and is a predicted model, not a curated record. Bases 373 to 1569 code for a protein of 398 amino acids. Gene Ontology annotation, biological process: protein transport.